Indicator indicator is the source of this 2925-nucleotide messenger RNA. RefSeq names its product synaptotagmin-like protein 2. The coding region runs from base 1 to 2925 and encodes 974 amino acids. Gene Ontology annotation, biological process: exocytosis; intracellular protein transport. Gene Ontology annotation, cellular component: plasma membrane; exocytic vesicle. Gene Ontology annotation, molecular function: neurexin family protein binding; small GTPase binding. The transcript is spliced from 16 exons. Lineage: Eukaryota; Metazoa; Chordata; Aves; Piciformes; Indicatoridae. The record is from RefSeq and is a predicted model, not a curated record.
AUGUUGGACUUGAGUUUCCUUACUGAGGAGGAGUAUGAGAAGCUGAUGACGGUUCUGCAGAGAGAUGCAGAGCUGAAGAAGAAGGAUGGGGAUCGCAUCAGGCGGAUACAAGACUCCAUCAAGGAUGAGAAGAAGAAGAAAUUUGUGACAGGUGAAUGGUUUUCAGAAGUGAAGGCAAAACGGUUUCAGGAAGACUUAGAGGGGCCAGAUCUACUUCGAGCAUCGAUUAGAAGGAAAAAGGGCAAACUAGAAAGUAAAUGUCUCUGUUAUGUUACAGCUGAGGCCAAGGAGCACAUCCAAACAGGUCUGGGAAGCGGAGCUGCCCCGAGUCCUACCUUCCCCAAGCACACUGCUGGCGUGGGAGAGGAGAGAUCCAGCACACCUGCUCUUGAUAUGGCAGAAGAGUAUAAAAUCUGUCCAAAACCAAAGCCAAGACUUCAUGUCCCACUGUCUGCACCACACAAGAAAUCCAGUAUACAUGAUGCCUCUUCCUCAGAGAGUGACACUGGAACAAGUCCAUUUGUGGCUGCAACAAGCAACUUGCAUUUGUCUAGAAAAGGUCAUGGAUUACCUUCAUUGCCCACCAGCAUUUCAGAAGAUGCUGUGCCUCAGGCCAGCAGUGCAGUUGGAGGAGAAGCUGUUGAUGGGGCCUCUGGGACCACAAUGGGGGCAAAAACUCCACCUGAAGAAACUUAUGCUCCCAGCAGGAUACCAGUUAAGAAGAAACCAAACAGAAACUUUCCAAGAUGUGAGCAGUUUGUGAAUCACGUGGUACCAGCAGAGAACAGCCUCACAAACAAAAAGCUGUUGGCAAGCCCCAAACCACUAACAACAGAGGGGGAAAGCAGCCAGGCCAUGAAGCAAGGCAUAAACUAUACGAUCUCAUCAAUGAGUAACAAAGAGGAGGACAUUGGCCUUGACCAUGAACACUUCAAGAACUUGAAGAACUUCUGGGAGAAGGGAGCAGACUCUGUGAUGGUGGGGAACAUGCCAGAGGACCCAGGUUGGGUGGAGGCAGAAGGUAGGCAGUUCAAACUGUGCCGCUCACUCUCUGUGCAGCCUGGGCAAGGCCAGAACACUGUAGAAAAGCCUGGAGUCUUCACCAAAACAAGAACCCCCUACAAAAGGACAAUAACCUUGUAUUCUAGAGAGGAAGAACCAAGCUAUGUAGCCCCUGCAAGGAUGGGCUCCAUUCCCACUAUUCCUAGAUCCACGUAUGCCAAGAGCAAAGGCAGCCCGAUUGCAAGAAAUGACUCACUGAGUGAAAGCAAUGGGAAGCCACUGGUGCCAGAGGAAGAGAAGUGCAAGAAAUCCAGACUGCCUGUGCGAGCUCCUUCCACCAAAAUUGAGUCACCUACCAAAGAGGUGUCUGGCGGCGUGGUAGAGCCAGAGAUACCUACAGAUGAGUUGAUCGUGGCGGAAGAGCACAAGCACACAGAGAAUUCCCUAGCAAGCAGGGUGCAGAUCAUGAUUGAACCUGUGCUUACAGAUAGUGAAAACAACGAUGGCAAAGAGGAAAGACCUGAUUUGGGCACUCAUGACAACACGGAAAUAAAUGGAGAGCUACCUGAGGAAAAAACAUGUGAGUCUUCAGACAAGCCACCAUCCAGUGAGCCAACCGGAGAGAAAGAAGCUGUUCUGGGUAUGGACUCAGCUGUUUACUCAGAGGAAGAUGGGGAUCAUUUUACUGCUGCUCAAGCAUUGGCCCGAGCAAAUAGCAUUAAUCUUGCAAAGAGCAUGGUGAACAUUUACACAACCACAGAGACAUACAAUAAACCGUAUUUGAUAGCCCAUCAGUUCCUUGAAACUGAAAGAGUCAAAGAGCUGAGCAGAUCCUCUCCUCUCUUGUUGUCUGAGACUGAAUCAGACACGGCUUCGGAAGUCAGCUUCCAGUUUAACAGGCACAAAAAGACCCCCAGCAUUGGCAGCCACUCGUCCGACAUGGCAUCUGUCUCCUCGGUGAGUGGCAGUGUGCUCAGUGUCUACAGUGGUGAUUUUGGGAGUGUGGAUGCCCAAGGUACUGUGGAGUUUGCCUUAGACUAUGAUGAGAAGAACCGGGAGUUCCAGGUUCAUGUGUCCCAGUGCAAGGAUUUGGCUGUUGUGGAUGAGAAGAAAGGCAGAUCUGAUCCAUAUGUUAAAACUUACCUACUCCCAGACAAAGCUAGAAUGGGUAAGAGGAAAACUUCAGUGAAGAAGAGGACAGUGAAUCCCAUUUACAAUGAAGUGUUACGGUAUAAAAUAGAGAAAAUGGUAUUGCUGAUCCAAAAAUUAAAUCUUUCUGUUUGGCACAACGAUCCACUGGGACGUAACAGUUUCUUGGGAGAGAUUGAAGUAGACUUGGCCAGCUGGGACUGGAGCAACAGGAAACUCAACUGGUACUCACUGAAGCCCCGAAGCCUCUCUGCUGUUAAUGGUGUGGAUCAUCGAGGAGUGAUGAAUCUGUCUAUUAAAUAUGUCCCUCCAGGAAGCCUAGGUCCCAAGAAUCCUCCUUCUGGUGAAGUUCACAUUUGGGUCAAAGAUGUCAAAGACCUGCUGCAGUUGCGUCCUUCUGGAGUUGACUCCUUUGUGAAAUGCUAUGUGCUUCCAGACACCAGUAAGAAGAGUUACCAAAAGACCCGAGUCAUAAAAAGGGACACAAACCCUGUUUUCAAUCACACUAUUGUCUAUGACGGCUUCCAUACAGAGGACCUAAAGGAUGCUUGUGUUGAACUGACUGUGUGGGAUCAUGAAAAGCUUACCAACCAUUUCCUUGGAGGAAUCCGGCUGGGCCUUGGGACAGGUUUAAGCUAUGGCAUCUCUGUGGACUGGAUGGACUCCACACAAGAGGAGGUGGCCUUUUGGCAGGAGAUGAUGUUGGCUGCCAAUGAGUGGAUUGAGGGAUUGCUGCCCCUGCGCUCGCUGGCAGGGAGGAAAAAACUGAAAUAA